This is a messenger RNA of Toxotes jaculatrix (banded archerfish), 3178 nucleotides long. RefSeq names its product multiple EGF-like-domains 11 (gene megf11). Bases 41 to 3178 code for a protein of 1045 amino acids. The record is from RefSeq and is a predicted model, not a curated record. Gene Ontology annotation, molecular function: scavenger receptor activity; protein binding. NCBI's taxonomy places the organism in Eukaryota, Metazoa, Chordata, Actinopteri, Toxotidae. The transcript has 22 exons.
GAUCAGCUAUAAGACAGCUUACCGGCGGGGAGUGAGGACCAUGUAUAGGCGCCGCUCGCAGUGUUGCCCUGGUUACUUUGAGAGCGGAGACUUGUGUGUUCCUCUGUGCACAGAGGAAUGUGUCCAUGGUCGCUGUGUGUCUCCUGAUACAUGCCAGUGUGAGCCUGGAUGGGGCGGGCUGGAUUGCUCCAGUGGUUGUGAGAGUGACUACUGGGGACCUCAUUGCAGUAAUCGGUGCCAGUGCCAAAAUGGGGCGAAGUGUAACCCCAUCACAGGUGCCUGUGUCUGCACUGAUGGGUACCAGGGAUGGCGUUGUGAGGAGCCCUGUGAGCACGGUUACUAUGGCAAAGCAUGCCAACUACCCUGCCAGUGUCUCAAUGGUGCCACCUGCAACCACGAGACAGGGGAGUGCAUCUGUGCACCAGGGUACUCAGGAGCUUUCUGUGGAGAGCGCUGCCCCUCCGGUAGUCACGGGCCCCAGUGUGAGCAGCGCUGCCCCUGUCAGAAUGGAGGAACAUGCCACCACAUCACUGGAGAUUGUUCCUGCCCUGCCGGGUGGACGGGCUCAGUUUGUGCCCAGCCCUGUCCUCUUGGCAAGUACGGCAUCAACUGCAGCAAAGACUGCUCCUGUCGUAAUGGUGGACUGUGCGACCACAUCACGGGGCAGUGCCAGUGCGCAGCUGGCUUCAGUGGACGCAGGUGUCAGGAUGACUGUCCUGUGGGAACCUUUGGUCCGCAGUGUAACCAGAGGUGUGAGUGUCAGAAUGGAGCCAAGUGUCACCAUAUCAAUGGAGCCUGUCUGUGUGAAACAGGAUUUAAAGGGCCUAAUUGCCAAGAGAGAUUCUGUCCCCCAGGCCUCUACGGCCUCAUCUGUGACAAGUACUGCCCCUGUAAUACCACCAACACUGUGAGCUGCCACCCACUUUCUGGUGAAUGCACCUGCUCUGCGGGAUGGACAGGGCUUUACUGUAAUGAAACCUGCCCGCCUGGAUACUAUGGAGAGGGAUGCAUGCUGCCUUGCAGCUGUGCCAAUGGAGCUGACUGCCAGCCUGUCACAGGUGCCUGUAUAUGUGCCCCUGGGUUCAUGGGCGAAGACUGUGCUACAGUGUGUCCUCCCGGUCUAUAUGGACCGAACUGCAUGUCCACCUGCUCCUGCCAUAAUCAUGCAUCCUGCUCUCCUGUCGAUGGCUCCUGCAUCUGCAGGGAAGGAUGGCAGGGAGUGGACUGCUCCAUCCUCUGUUCCAGUGGUACGUGGGGUCUGGGCUGUAAUCAAACAUGCUUAUGUGGCAAUGGAGCUGCAUGUGACCCUAUGGAUGGCACCUGCACAUGUUCUCCAGGGUGGAGGGGAGAGCACUGCGAUGAGUCCUGCCCUGAUGGCACCUAUGGGUUGGAGUGCCGUGAGCGCUGUGACUGUACCCAUGCAGAUGGCUGUGACCCAGUGAGUGGCUACUGCCGCUGCUACCCUGGCUGGACAGGAAUCCACUGUGAUAAUGUGUGCCCACAAGGCUUCUGGGGACCCAACUGUUCAGUCAGCUGCUCCUGUCAGAACGGAGGAUCCUGCUCUCCGGAGGAUGGUACAUGUGUGUGCGCACCUGGGUACAGAGGGACCUCCUGCAAAAGAAUCUGCUCUCCAGGUUUCUACGGGCAUCGCUGCAGCCAGUCGUGUCCACAGUGUGUCCACAGCACCGGGCCCUGCCAUCAUAUCACGGGCCACUGUGAAUGCCUGUCCGGCUUCACUGGCUCUCUGUGCAACCAAGUGUGUCCAAGCGGCAGGUACGGGAGGGCCUGCGCUGAGAUCUGCCUCUGCACCAACAACGGCACCUGCAACCCUAUCGAUGGCUCCUGCCAAUGCUUCCCUGGUUGGAUAGGAGAGGAUUGCUCUCAGGCCUGUCCCUCUGGGCACUGGGGCCCUGAUUGUCUCAACUCGUGUAACUGUCACAACGGAGCCCAGUGCAGUGCCUACGAUGGGGAGUGCAGGUGCAGCCCUGGCUGGACCGGACUCUACUGCACACAGCGCUGUCCUUCAGGGUUCUACGGCAGGGAUUGCUCUGAAGUCUGUCGCUGCCAAAACGGCGCAGACUGCGACCACAUCACUGGCCAGUGUGCUUGCCGAACGGGCUUCAUUGGGACGAGCUGUGAGCAGAAGUGUCCUGCUGGCACAUUUGGAUAUGGUUGCCAGCAGCUGUGUGAGUGCCUGAACAAUGCUACCUGUGACUAUGUGACUGGAACAUGCUACUGCAGCCCUGGAUAUAAAGGCAUCCGUUGCGAUCAAGCAGCUCUGAUGAUGGAGGAGCUGAACCCGUACACCAAGAUUAGUCCAGCACGAGGUUCGGAACGGCAGUCGGCAGGGGCUGUCAUGGGCAUCAUCUUCCUCCUCCUCAUCAUCAUGGCCAUGCUCAGUCUGUUUGUGUGGUACAGACAGAGGCAGAGGGACAAAGGCCACGAGAUCCAGCCCAGCGUGUCGUAUACACAGGCGAUGCACAUCAACAACACUGACUAUUCCCUGUCUGAGUGUGGCAGUACUGUAGCAAUGAGGACCAGUGCUGCAGACGUCAAUCAGAGCCAGAGCAGCAGCAACAGUGGCCAGUGCUUCUCCAACCCCAGUUACCACACUGUGGCCCAGUGUAAUGUUGUCUCGACCAUUUCCAGCAAUCUGGAUGGCACCCUGACCCUCAAAUCAAGCACACUGAAAAGCAGAAAUGGCUCAGAGUGGAGAGCUUACUGCAACCUCAAUGACCUAGAUGUUCAACAGGGAGAGACACAGACACAGAGAGGGUCGAGAAAGGCUACUGCAGAUUACAUCAAGGGCUCCAUGUGCAGCAACAGCUCCUGCUCUCUGAAUAGCGAGAAUCCAUAUGCCACCAUUAGAGACCCACCAGGGCUGGCUUGCAAGCAUACAGAGAGCAGUUAUGUGGAGAUGAAGUCCCCCUCCCACCGCGAAGUGCCCUUUGGAGGCACUGCCACCCUCCUGGGCAGUGCUAGCAGGAAUGUCUAUGAUGUUGAGCCAACGGUGAGCGUCCUGCAGGGACCCAAUGGAAUGGCCACCGGCUUUUCCCAGAGCCCCUAUGACCUUCCCCGCAGCAGCCACAUCCCCAGCCACUAUGAUAUACUGCCCAUGCGUCACAGCCCCACACACACACCCCCGCCGCCCCCAGAAAGCCCCAGCUCCCUGCUCUAG